This is a messenger RNA of Rhincodon typus (whale shark), 1451 nucleotides long. RefSeq lists its product as uncharacterized. Gene Ontology annotation, cellular component: cytoplasm. The transcript has 3 exons. The record is from RefSeq and is a predicted model, not a curated record. Gene Ontology annotation, molecular function: NAD+ poly-ADP-ribosyltransferase activity. Bases 86 to 844 code for a protein of 252 amino acids. NCBI's taxonomy places the organism in Eukaryota, Metazoa, Chordata, Chondrichthyes, Orectolobiformes, Rhincodontidae.
AACAACAAAUUGCUCAGCAGAGUGCAAGAUUCCAAAUUUAAUUUCAGAGGUGAAAUUAAUACAGUGCUCCUCUAUCAGGAAGGAAAUGGCUGAACUGAGAUCAGUUCCCGGAGACCAGUGGAAUGCAUCAGAGUCAAACCAAAUCUUCUCUUUACCUGAUCUCCACAGGAGAGAGAGCUUUUCAUCAAGUGAGAGACCCUGGCACCUUUUCAGAAAGGGGAUAAUAGUAGGAGCUCAACAGCAGAGACCAGCUUUUAAAUGUUGCAUCGUGUUGGGACCAAAAUCUUUACUCAACGGAAGUGCCUUUUUCAGUUUCAAGAUCAAGUUUAUAAAUUCACCGGUUAGCAUGGCAUGUGCUCAUGAAAGUAAGUGGGAUGAAGAGGAUGCACGUCAUUUCGUUGAAUCAUGCUUUAAAUGUUGCAAUAGACCAAAGAACGGCAAGGUCUAUGUGAUGUACCAUGGCACCCAUGUCAACCAUGUAGAUACCAUUCUGAAGUAUGGUUUCAAACAAUCCCCUGAUGGCAUGCUGGGCCGUGGAGUCUAUGUCAGUCGGGAUAUUCGGAAAGCCUGCAGAUAUCCAUUGAAUACGCCUGAGAGUCAGAAGGUUGUGCUUAAAUUAAGAGUUAAUGUGGGUAAGGUCAAAACGAUAAAUUGUCAAGGGCACCCACUCCAGAAGACAUGGCAUGAUCAUGGUUAUGAUACUGCCUGGUGUCCUCCAAACUGUGGCAUGGUACCAAGUGACCUGGAGGUGGAUUGUAUCUGGGAUCCCAAGAGAAUAAAAGUUGUUGGUAUAAUUGAUCAAUCAGCUCAGCCAAAUCCGUGGUACUUCCCUAAUUGUUACUGAGCGGUAUGCAAACUUCAGCUGCCUAAAUGGGACAAGAAUGGUGGGGUUGGGACGGGGAAGAAGGGAAGUGGAGGAAGUUUAGGGACGCUCUACCCUGAUACGCUCCCUUGGGCUAGGGAGGGAUGGUUCAACCAAGUUGUCACUCUGAUAGGUGGCCUUUGGUGAACAACUGGGGAUAACGGUUGACGUUCUAUAAUCACAGGGCAAGCUAAGCACUCAUUGUAGAGAAGUUCUUGGAGACUCUCCUCCUGGCAAUGUCAUCAACACCAUCAGAGCGCUGUUCUGAUCCAAUUCUCAGUGCCUUUCAGCUCCAGGAGUGGAGUCUCUAAAAACACAACCUGAUUAGAUUCACACCUGAAAAACGGCUAUUGUCCCAAAAGCCUGGAGGUUCACCACCAGCAGUGAAGCAGACCUUUAAAAUGGGAACUGAAUCGGCUGGGGAGAAAAAACAGUUACAGUAAAUUCAGAGACACAAGAUGCAAUAUUGUUUUUGAAAUACAAUCUGUCAAUGCAAUCACUGUAACAUUCUGUGUACAAAUUGUUGGUGAUUCGAAAAACAUUGUUCUUUGCAUUUAUUGUGUUCAACUGAAUAAAAUCAUUAGCUGUC